GUUCUCUAUACUAUAGUUUCAAAGCAAAGAGUAGGAAAAAAAACCAUGCAAUCUCCUACUCUAAAAUGCUGUUUCCAAUUUGUUCCCUUGAUAUUUCUUCUCUUUCUUUUAUCAUUAAACCCAGCUUCCUCAGCCAGUAUAUCAAUAUGUAACCCAGACGAUAAGAACACCCUUAUUUCAAUCAAACACCAUUUCAACAAUGCCUCCGUGUUCAGCACUUGGGAUCGAAACACAGAUUGUUGUACAAAUUGGUCAGGCAUUGAGUGUGAUCCACAAGGACACGUUACUAUGCUUGCAGUUGGCAGUGAUGAUGAUGUUAUAGGUGAAAUCCCACCUUCAAUGGGAAAUCUCCCUUACCUCCAAUUCCUGGCCUUUUCCGUCUUUUCCCACCUCUCUGGUCCAAUCCCACCAUCCUUAUCAAAACUCACAAACCUUCAACACCUUGAUCUUAGCCUAAACAACCUUACUGGCUCAAUACCAGAUUUUAUAAACCAACUUAAGAAACUAGACGAUAUUGAUCUCUCUUCAAACAGUCUCACAGGGUCAAUCCCUUCAUCACUGAGCAAACUCCCCAAACUUAGGACUGCUAACCUUGGUUCGAACAAACUCUCUGGUCCUAUCCCUUCUUCCCUUGGCUUCAUCAAAACCUUGGAACAACUUUAUCUUUACUCUAAUAGCCUCUCAGGGUUAAUCCCAUCUUCUUUCUCUCGUCUUCCUAAACUCAAUGAACUCGAUCUAAGACAAAACGAGUUAACUGGAACAAUCCCAACUUCAUUUGGCUCAUUCAAGAACCCUGAUCUAAACCUCGACUUCUCAUUCAACAAGCUAUCAGGACCAAUCCCAAACUCAUUCGGAAAAGCAAAUAUAACAAAACUUGAUAUCUCUAACAAUAACUUCACUGGGGAUGCGUCGUUUUUGUUCUCUAAGGAGAAGACAGUGUUAAACUCCAUAGACAUAAGCAAUAAUCUUUUCAACUUCGAUUUUUCUAAUGUUGAUCUUCCUAUGGGAUUGAAGAAUCUUGAUAUAAGCCAUAAUAUGGUUUUUGGUUUGCUUCCUAAACGACUUGGACAGUUGCCGUUGCAAACAUUGGAUGUUAGCUUUAAUCAACUUUGUGGACAGAUACCAACUGGAAGGCGUUUGAAGCAGUUUAGCGUCGCUAAGUUUUCUAAUAACAAAUGUUUGUGUGGUUCACCAUUAGCCUCGUGCAAUUAGUGCCAAUUUAGAGGACCACUGCCUUAUGUAUUUUGAGUUAUUAAUUUAUUACACGUUCAACUCCUAAAUCCUACGUAUUUUGAGGAGACACUCCUAAAUCCUACUCCAUAAUAAGACUUUUUUCUUAACUUAAAAAUGUAAUAGUGUGUUUACAUUUGCCAAUGUAGAAAAAAAAAGAAGCUAUUUCCAUUGUGGAAUUUCAUCAUCAAAAUAUUUUGCACUUACAAGGUGUACAAGUUUUUAUAACUUUUAAUAUAUUUUAAUUUACUUUUA
Spinacia oleracea (spinach) is the source of this 1485-nucleotide messenger RNA. RefSeq names its product polygalacturonase inhibitor 2. Gene Ontology annotation, molecular function: protein binding. The record is from RefSeq and is a predicted model, not a curated record. The transcript has a single exon. The coding region runs from base 46 to 1212 and encodes 388 amino acids. NCBI's taxonomy places the organism in Eukaryota, Viridiplantae, Streptophyta, Magnoliopsida, Caryophyllales, Amaranthaceae.